Messenger RNA from Eremothecium cymbalariae DBVPG#7215, 2004 nucleotides. RefSeq lists its product as uncharacterized. The coding region runs from base 1 to 2004 and encodes 667 amino acids. The record is from RefSeq and is a predicted model, not a curated record. The transcript has a single exon. Lineage: Eukaryota; Fungi; Ascomycota; Saccharomycetes; Saccharomycetales; Saccharomycetaceae.
AUGUUUAGGUUUGUACAGCAAACACAAGUGCUUAAGGGUAGGGUGCCUAACCAAAUCGUAUCAGCGUCGCGGAAUUCGUUUCAUCCGCAGAACUCGUUGCGGUUUAACAGUGCGGUGACAUUGGAUAAGUCUGCUUCGCAGGAACCCCAAAGCAGUGGUUCUUAUGGCUCAGGAUCUGGCACAAGUCCUCAGUUGCAGCAGACUGUGAAGAAGGUACGUUCGUUGAGAAAAAAUGUAAAGUUGAACAGUAAUAAUAAUGGCAAGUUCCGUACGUCGCCUGAGUCGCCUUGGUUUCAUAAGGUGUGUGCCUUUGAUGAGUAUGUGAAUCAGUCUAUGGAAACAUCUUUACGGCAUCGUUCUGACGGGUUACCGCCAGUUCAAUCGACAUUGUUUUGGGAUUCUAUCGGGAAAGCGAUGAGUCUUUAUCGAGAAUUGACACUGAGUCCAGAAUUGAAGCCUUAUAGAGUGUCAAAGUUGGUGAAUUUGUUGCAUCUUGGUCUGAAGGUUAACCGAAGCCAACUUACUAGUAUGAACAAGAAGCCAGAUUACGAUUCACAGUCUUUCCACAAAGAGAUGACGAACUAUCUGUGUGAUUCGCUGCGAGAGAUAUCGGGGGAUAUACUCGCACAACGUGUAGCGGUAUCUGAAUUUGGUGCUUUGCACCUCCUAGAAUCAUUCAAAGAGUUACUGCUUCAUGAAGAAACUGUUUCUACUUGGCAAUCUGCUGUCAACUCCGCAGAUCAUAAUAUCGUCGAACUCUUUAUGAAGCCAAGUGUUGUUGGAGUGGUGCUGCCACUUCUUUAUGAAAAUGGCACAUCAUAUGAGGAAAUCCAAAUUUUGUAUGAGAAGUCCGCAGCCACGAACAAAAAGCAAGCCUACUUGGACCCUGGCUUAACUUUGGGGAUGAUAAAAGCGUCCUUAGCAGCUGGAGAAACUGAAAAGGCACUGAAAUUGUUUCAGGAUAUUUGCGAAACUAAUUCUAAUGGCAUUUCCAGAACGGUGAUUACAGGCACUCAUUUGGCGUUCAUUGGAGAAUGUAAGGACUUGUCUGUUGCUAAAACCUUUUUUGAAAGGGCUUUAGCUGAUGGGUUACCCUACAAGAUGAAUUUACAGGUUUCUUCUGUCAAACUGUUGUUGCAGAACAUCUGGGGCCAAACUCGGGACUUUCAACAAGUUUCUGAGAUUUGGGAAAGGGCUUCCAGAUACUACGGUAGGAAUGUAUCGCAUGGUAUUUCAUCCUCACUUAAUUCGAAGUUCUUUUCAAUAUUCUUUGAACACUUCCUCCUUGAUAGGGUCAAUGGCGCUUCUCGCCUACGGGAGCUAAUUGCUGCUUACAAUAACAUAAAGCCAAUAGAUGAGCCUUUUUUCAAUAUUAUCUUAACUAAGUGUACAGUUUGGGGUGACCGUGAUAUUAUUGAGGCAAUUGAAAAUUCUUAUGACAUCUACCAUAUUCCAAAGACAAUUGUCACAUAUAGAAUUUUGUUAAAGGCCAUGGGCUCUAUUGACGUUUCUAACGAAGAAAUUCAUAAAAAAUGGAUACAGUUAGUUACUAAGGCUGAUGCGAUAGGUCAGAAUUAUAUCGCAAAUGCUGAUUGGGCAGCUCUAAGAGACGCUACUGUCGCAUAUGUUCAUAAUCAAACAAAUUCAGUCUCUCGAGAACACGGAGUAUUGUUAAAGUCCACAUAUGAGGAUUACAAUCCAGCUUUGGAAGCAGCUAACGCGUCCGGUGCGUUUGACUUAGAUAUCAAUUCUCAAAGACCUCCAAAUAAUCUUUCAGAACAACAUCAACAAUCACUCAAGAAAGUCGAUGAUAGAAUUGAAUUAUACUACAAAAUUGUUAAACGUUACAGCCCUUACUGUCGUGACAAUAAGCAGUAUACUCGUAUAUCAAGUGGUGUAGCUGCAAAUUUCCCUGUGGCCCAACCGUAUGUGUCCAAAUUAGCCGGCAUGGACGUUUCAGACACCUAUAUUCCAUCGUUUAAGAACUUCCGCCACAACUUGUGA